UAUUUUGUACGUCACAUAUUAUUUGGCACAGCUUGGAAAUUCAAUAAUAAAAUCUUAAAAAUCAUGAAGAAACAGAUUGUCAGGGAGUUCAUAACGGUCAAGAAGGUGCGAUAUCUGCCGCGAGAGCCGCCACCACCUCCUCCACCACCGCCGCGGCGUGUCCUUGUGGUAGGCCGAUGUGCAUUGGAUGUUAUCACUAUAUGCAAUGAACAUCCUAUUCCCGGCACCAAAGAGCGCACCACUGAGGGUUUCUGGCGACCCGGCGGCUAUGCUACCAAUACGUGUUGCGUUCUGAGGCGUCUGGGCACCGACUGUGAGUUCCUUGGCCUUUUGAGCAGCGCGCCCGCUUUCGAGAGCAUUCCGACCAGUUUUCAGGCCAUGGGCAUUGACAUUUCCAACUGCCCGCGUUCGGCCCAGCAGCCGCCGCAUCGCGCAAUCGUCGCUGUGCGCGGCAAGCAGACGCGCACCAUUGUCGAGUACACGAACCGAGACCACGAGCUCACCUAUCAGCAGUUUGUGGGCGCCGUUGACUAUCGCAAAUACUCCUGGAUACACUUUGAAGCGAGGAACAACAGGGAAACGCUGCGCAUGAUUCGCGCUGUGCACGACUACAAUGCACGCAGUCCGGACGAGGACAUUCUGUUGUCCGUCGAUCUGGCCGAUAUGAAACCACUUAGCCUUCUCGUGGCCGACUUGGCGAACUAUGUGCUUAUACGUAAGCGGGUCAAGAAGAAAAACGGCUAUAUGAACGGUCGAGAAACUGUGUGGGCAGUGCGUGAACGCAUGCAGGUGGCACGCAAGCGCUGGCAGGCAAUGCAGCCCAAGAAGAGUCCCUAUAUAACCGAAGAUCAGCCACAACUAGACACAGCUAAAUGCGAAAAUGGAGAGCGCGAGCCUUGUCUAAUAUACGAUAACUACGAAGAGGGCGCCAGUUGUUUGGGUCCUGAUAACACCUACUUCAAAGUGGGCGGUCACAAGCCGCCAGAAAUUCUGGACACCAUUGGCGAGCACGAGACUUUCGUCGGCGCUUUCAUUUAUGCCAUGCAAGGCAACAAAAUGUCAUUGCGCGAUGCCAUGGAAUACGGCACUCGGGCGACCGUCUUCAAGAUUGCCCAACGUGGGUUCGAUGGCCUGCGCUGCAUGCCCAAGGAUUUAAUUAGCUGUUAUUACGCUUGAAACGUUGCUGACUUAGUAAGAAGUAAACAAUUCGCUAGCUUGAAAUGCAUAUAGACCCGGUCUCGGUAAAAGAAAAUUUAUAAAUUUAGUUUCAAUAUGAAUUUGAUA
This is a messenger RNA of Drosophila novamexicana, 1284 nucleotides long. Its product is annotated as ketohexokinase. Gene Ontology annotation, molecular function: ketohexokinase activity. Gene Ontology annotation, biological process: fructose metabolic process. The coding region runs from base 64 to 1176 and encodes 370 amino acids. The record is from RefSeq and is a predicted model, not a curated record. The transcript has a single exon. NCBI's taxonomy places the organism in Eukaryota, Metazoa, Arthropoda, Insecta, Diptera, Drosophilidae.